GACAAUCUCUGGCAGCGAGCUGCUGGUAGCUUGACUGUGCGGAGACGGCAAGAAGCGACCGACCGGCGGGGGAGGCAGGCAAGGCAACGGAAAGGAAAGGACGAGGGGGGGGGGAAUUUAGGCUGUGUGUCCCGUAUUUGGAAUAAGCAAGACUUAGACUACAGCUUUCCUCUUGACGUGAAACGAGCUCCUCUGUAACCUUCAGAAAAGGACCCGCAGUUUUUUUUUUUGUUUUUUUUUAACGGCUAACUGACGCGGCUGUCCGAAGCUAACCGUCGUUUUGAACUGUGAAGAAAACUAAAAGAGACGUUUUGGUUUCUGGACGAAGAAUGGGAUUUAAAGAACAUAUCUGCCAGCACUGAGUUGCGAAAACAAGGGGAUAUUUUUUCCAGUUGGAUGAAAAAUAACCACACAGUCGAAGAAGGGGGGGACCGAAUUCAGUUAAGCUGUGUUAAUACUGUGCGUAUGACAAGUCAACUCCUGGGAGGAAAAAAAGGGAGCAAUGAUGGCAUUUAGGAGCGGAGAGAAGUAACGUUAGCUCGCUGGCUAGCUAAACAGCUAACCUAGCAGGCUGCUAACUAAGCCUGUGUCGCCCUUUCCAUUCCUGGAGCAGAGGAGGGGCGCUGGGGCUUUGUAGCAUUGCAGAUCUGCCUUGCAUUUUUUUUUUUGGGUUGCUGCAAGAAUGGAGAAUCCCAAAUAUCUGCCACAACAACUCAGGGGGAUCUGCUGAACCGCAUCGACUCGAUUAUCUUCCAUUUUUCCUUCAGAAAAGACCAGAAAAGUGCCAGCUAAAAACGUUGGGAUUUCAUCAAAAAAAUCAACCGGCCCGGGGCAGCUAGGGUCUGUAAUUGUGACUACUUCUUUUUCGUAUAUGCCCCGUGGGGAUAGGUAUUAUAAAAUGGGGAAGUGCUGCACGUCUUAUCCACCUCCUAGAUACUGGAUGUCGGUAGGAAGAUCAUGAAUAGAUCGGCUGUAACGCGGAAUUAGCACCGGCGUCGCCCUCAGCUCAAAGUUUUAUUAUUUUCGAGGCACAUUCAAGGUGAGAGAACUUCUUUUUUUUUUUACAGGCCCCUCUGCGCUAACUAACAGGCCGAGGAGGUGUUUGCUCAUUCCCCCCCAUCCACCUCCUCUAUCAUCAUAACUUCAGAAACCAACAAGCCGGAAUAAUCAUGUCGGGAGAGGUGCGUUUGAAGAAGCUGGAGAAGCUGAUCCUGGACGGGCCAGUCCAGUCUACUGGCCAGUGCCUGAGUGUGGAGACGCUGCUGGAUGUCCUGGUCUGCCUCUACGAUGAGUGCAACAACUCCCCGCUCAGAAGAGAGAAAAAUGUCCUGGAGUUUUUGGACUGGGCUAAACCCUUCACCUCCAAAGUGAAGCAGAUGCGGCUGCACAAAGACGACUUUGAAAUCCUGAAGGUGAUUGGACGAGGAGCCUUCGGAGAGGUUGCAGUGGUAAAGGUGAAAAACACAGACAAAGUAUUCGCUAUGAAGAUUCUCAACAAAUGGGAGAUGCUGAAGCGAGCCGAGACGGCGUGUUUUCGGGAGGAGCGGGAUGUGUUGGUAAAUGGAGACUGUCAGUGGAUCACCACCCUGCACUACGCCUUCCAGGAUGACAAUAACCUGUACCUGGUCAUGGACUACUAUGUGGGUGGUGACCUGCUGACUCUACUCAGCAAGUUCGAGGACCGGCUGCCGGAGGAGAUGGCCAAAUUCUACUUGGCUGAGAUGGUGCUGGCCAUCGACUCCAUUCACCAGCUACACUACGUCCACAGGGACAUUAAGCCCGACAACAUUUUGUUGGAUAUGAACGGCCACAUCCGCCUGGCCGACUUUGGCUCCUGCCUCAAACUCAUGGAGGAUGGAACGGUCCAGUCCUCUGUGGCGGUGGGAACCCCAGACUACAUCUCCCCAGAAAUCCUCCAGGCUAUGGAGGAUGGGAAAGGCAAGUAUGGACCUGAGUGCGACUGGUGGUCCCUGGGCGUCUGCAUGUAUGAAAUGCUGUACGGCGAGACUCCUUUCUAUGCAGAGUCCCUCGUGGAAACCUAUGGCAAGAUCAUGAACCACAAGGAGCGAUUCCAGUUUCCACAGCAGAUAACAGACGUUUCAGAGGACGCAAAGGAUCUGAUCCGUCGGCUCAUUUGCAGUCGAGAGCACCGAUUGGGACAGAACGGCAUCGAGGACUUCAAGCAGCACCCGUUCUUCUCUGGCAUUGACUGGGACAACAUCCGUAUGUGUGAGGCCCCCUACAUCCCAGAGGUCAGCAGUCCUACAGAUACCUCCAACUUCGAUGUGGACGAUGACUGCCUCAAGAACUCGGAGACUAUGCCCCCUCCCUCCCACACUGCCUUCUCCGGCCACCACCUGCCCUUUGUGGGUUUCACCUACACCAGUAAAUGCACCAUAUCUGAUCGGGGUUGCCUGCGACAGCUGUCAGGAGAGCCGGGUAAGGCAGGGCAGGACCAGGUGGACCUGGAUGUCCAGCGUAGCCUGGAGGACAGCCUGGCCACCGAGGCCUACGAGAGGAGGAUCCGCCGCCUGGAGCAGGAGAAACUAGAGCUGAGCCGCAAACUGCAAGAGUCGACCCAGACGGUUCAGGCGCUGCAGCACCCAACAGGCGAGGGCCCCCUCAGCGCUAACAAGGAGGUGGAGAUCAGGAGUCUGAAGAGCGAGAUCGACAUCCUCAAGAAGCAGAUUGCUGACUCAGGCCAACUGGAGAAGCAGCUUGAGGACGUGACGUUGGCUCGUAGGGACUUGGAGGACUCAUCCAAACAUGUUAAGACUCUAGAGAAACAGAUGAAGAGCCUCACACAGGACAGGGACGACAUGCAGAAGGACCUCAUGGAGGCCCAUGAGAAGCUGAAGUCUCAGUCGAAAGACCUAAAGGAAGCCCACAGUCAGAGAAAACUGGCCAUGCAGGAGUUCUCUGAGCUCAAUGAGAGACUCACAGACCUCAGGUCGGCAAAGCAGCGCCUGGCUCGCCAGUUGCGUGACAAGGAGGAGGAGAUGGAGAGUCAAACUCAGAAGGUUGAGGCUCUCCGCCUCGAGGUGCGAAAGGCCGAGAGGGCCAAGAAGGAGAUGGAGGCGCAGACGGAGGAGCAGGCAGCAGAGGCUCAGAAGGAGAGGAAGCUGAGAGAGCGGAACGAGCAGUAUAGCCGACAGCUGGAGGAGGAGUUGGAAGGGCUUAAGGUGAAGCAGGCCGGCUCCUCCGCCACCCCAGCCUCAGCGGACCAGUCCCAGGAGGUGGGACGCCUGCGGGGAGAUCUGGAGAAGAAAACACUCCUUUACGAGGAGGAACUGGCGCGCCGGGAAGCGCAGCAUGGCACCGAGCUGAAGGCCCUGCGUAAAGAGCUGCGGGACGCUGAGAGCCAGCAUCUCGCCCUGCAGAAAGAGAUCCUGAUGCUCAAAGACAAGCUGGAGAAGACUCGCAGGGAGAGCCAAAGCGAGCGGGAAGAGUUUGAGACCGAGUACAAGCAGAAGUAUGAGAGGGAAAGAGUUCUUCUUAUUGAAGAAAAUAAAAAGCUGUCCAGUGAGUUGGAUAAGCUGACAAGCAUGUUUGAGAAGAUGAGCAGCUCCAACCGGCAGCUGGAGGACGAGAUGAGGGAGCUGGCUGACAAAAAGGAGAGUGUAGCUCACUGGGAGGCCCAGAUCACAGAAAUCAUCCAAUGGGUGAGCGACGAGAAGGAUGCUCGCGGCUACCUGCAGGCUCUGGCCACAAAGAUGACCGAAGAGCUGGAGGGACUGAGGAACACCAGCCUGGGAGCGAGAGCCACGGACAUGCCGUGGAAGAUGAGGCGUUUUGCCAAACUGGAUAUGUCGGCCCGUCUGGAGCUGCAGUCAGCUCUGGACGCUGAGAUCAGGGCCAAACAAGGCAUCCAGGACGAGCUGAACAAGGUCAAGGCCAACAACAUCUCCACAGAAUGUAAACUGCAGGAGGUGGAGAUUAAAAAUCAAGAACUCCUGGCAGAGAUCGACAGGCUGAAGAAGGAGACGGAGGAGCUGCGGCUACGCAGAGGUGUCAAGCACCAGGAUUCCCAGAAUUCCUUCUUGGCUUUUCUCAACGCUCCCACCUCAGCACUCGACCAGUUUGAUCGCUCGCCAUCCGUUGGCCCAGCUAGCAAAGGCAGACGUGUGGACUCUAUGGAUAACUUCACCCCCUCCAACACUCCAUCCCGGGAAGAGGACCCUAAGUCCCACCUCAAGUCCCGCUCGCGCUCACCCUCCAUGGCUAGCGAUAUGGAGCCCAUAGAGUUGAUAGACCAUCCUCCUCGCACAGUCCAGACCCCCACCAUGCGCUCAGGAGGCUACGGCAGCAUCGGCCGCUCCUCACCUAAGCCCAAAGCACAUCAGUUUGUGGUGAAGUCAUUCAGCACGCCCACUAAGUGUAACCAGUGCACUUCUCUCAUGGUGGGACUCAUACGUCAAGGUUGUACCUGUGAAGUGUGUAACUUCUCCUGCCACGUAACAUGUGCGGACAAGGCUCCGGCUGUGUGUCCCGUGCCGCAGGACCAGACGAAGGGCCCGCUAGGUAUCGACCCUCAGAGGGGUAUCGGUACCGCGUACGAAGGCACCGUCAGGGUGCCCAAACCAACAGGGGUGAAGAAGGGUUGGCAGAGGGCGAUGGCUGUGGUUUGUGACUUCAAACUGUUCCUCUAUGAACUGGGAGAAGGAAAAGCAACACAGCCAAGUGUAGUCGUCAGCCAAGUCAUAGAUAUGAGGGACGAAGAAUUUUCAGUCAGUUCUGUCCUGGCCUCUGAUGUCAUCCACGCCAGCCGCAAAGACAUCCCCUGUAUAUUCAGAGUGACGGCGUCCCAGCUCUCUCCCUCCAGCAGCCACAAGCCCUCCAUCUUGAUCCUGGCCGACAGCGACCAGGAGAGGAACAAGUGGGUGGGUCUCCUCAACGAGCUCCACCGCAUCCUCAAGAAGAACAAGCUCAAGGAGCGAUUCGUCUACAUCCCCAAGGAGGCCUACGACAGCACGCUGCCGCUCAUCAAGACAACACAGUCUGCUGCUAUCAUAGAUCACGAGCGUGUCGCCCUGGGCAACGAGGAAGGCCUUUUUGUCAUCCAUGUCACCAAAGAUGAAAUAAUCCGGGUGGGGGACAACAAGAAGGUGCACCACAUCGACCUGAUCCUUCAGGAGCAGCUGCUGGCCGUCAUCUCCGGCAGGAACCGUCACGUCCGUCUCUUCCCCACACAGGCCCUGGACGGCCGCGAGACCGAGUCCUACAAGCUAGCUGAGACAAAGGGCUGCCAGACCAUCGUCUCCGGCCCCGUCCGCAACGGCUCGCUCACCUGCCUCUGCGUGGCUAUGAAGAGACAAAUCAUAUGUUACGAGGUGAAUAAGAGCAAGGCACGCCACCGUCGGCUGCGAGAGCUGCAGGCCCCGGGGCCCGUCCAGUGGAUGGGUCUGCUCAGUGAGCGUCUCUAUGUGGGCUAUCAGUCCGGCUUCACCCGCUACAGUGUCCACGGUGACACGUCCCCGGUCAACUUGCUCCACCACGAGGACCACACACUGGCCUUCAUCCCCCAGCAGAGCCUGGACGCCCUCUGCGCCGUGGAAAUUUCCAGCAAGGAGCUGCUGCUGUGCUUCAGCGCCAUAGGAGUAUAUGUGGACUCUCAGGGCCGCAGGUCACGUCAGCAGGAGCUCAUGUGGCCAGCUGUGCCCAACGCUGCCUGCUACAACGCCCCCUACCUGUCACUGUACAGUGAGAACGCUGUGGACGUGUUUGACGUCAACACCAUGGAGUGGAUCCAGACCAUCCCACUGAAGAAGGUGCGACCUCUGAACAUCGACGGCUCUCUGAACCUGCUGGGGUUGGAAACAGUCCGGCUGAUCUACUUUAGAAACAAGAUGGCUGAAGGUGAUGAGCUGGUCGUUCCGGAGACGUCAGACAACAGCAGGAAGCAGAUGGUGCGCAGCAUGAACAACAAGAGACGCUUCUCCUUCAGGGUGCCAGAGGAAGAGCGACUUCAGCAGAGGAGAGAGAUGCUGCGAGAUCCAGAGAUGAGGAACAAGCUGAUCUCCAACCCCACCAACUUCAACCACGUGGCCCACAUGGGACCAGGAGACGGGAUCCAGAUCCUUAAAGACCUGCCUAUGGAGAGCCGCGCAGGCUUCAGCGGUUCAGUCAGCAUCCCCUCCAUCACCAAGAACCGGGCCGAGCCGGGUCGCUCCAUGAGCGCCAGCAGCGGACUGGGCAUACGCUCGUCCUCCCAGAACGGCAGCGCCCUGCGCAGGGAGCUGUCAGGAGGCAGCUACGGAUCCAAACGCCAGACCAUGACCUCUCCCUCCGAGAGCUCCCUGUCCUCUGGAGGAGGCAUGGACUGUGGUGACGCUCCCCUCUCACAGUUCGACAGAGAGUGGCAGGCAGUCUCACCGUCGGAGAAGACCCCCGAUCUGAAAAGGGCUUUAAGGACCCUGCUUAGUAAGAUGAAGGACUCGGACUCCCCCCGUCACUCCACGGCCUCCAACAGCUCCACCUUCAGCAGCCCCCCAAGUCCGGCCUCCCCACACAAGACCAAGUCCCUGUCCCUGGAGAGCACAGACCGGAUGGGCUGGGACACAUGAGCCCCGCCAGCCGCCCGCCCAACCCCACCGACCAACCGACCGACAGCACAGGACUCCAAACCCUCCACCUCCACCUACUACUCCACCGCGGCCUCUCGCAUCCUUUCUGAAAUAUUUCCCCUCACUGCCCAGAGAACUGCACCUCCUGUCUGCCGCUGCCCCCCCACCCCCAACCCCACCUCCCCACCCCUACCUCCCCGCGCACCUCCCCGAUGAACAUUUGUCCCACCUUUAAACAACCUCGAUCUGUCUCAGCGUACUUCCAAGUCGGGGCACAAAGAAAGUGUCGUCUUUUUUUGAGGGAAAUUCUUGGGGGAGAAGUUAUCAUAAAUUAGUGGUGGUGUACACGUGGGUGCUGAUGAUUGAGGGUGCAAAUGUGUGUGUGUGUGCGUGUGUGUGUGUGUGUGUUUGAGAGAAGCUGUAUGCGCUCGCCAGCGUGUGUGCAUGUGUUUAUUCAGAAAAGGGCAUAUGAUUAUAGGAAUGACAACCUCCCCUCUCGGCUCUUUCUGCCACCAAGCGAAGCGUCAUCGACACGACUCCGCUCACAGCACUUGAUGCCCCCCCCCCAUCCCCUCCCCCCACCUGUUGAGACUCAAAAACCUCACCGUGCAACAACAAAAAGAAGAGGAUUACUAUUGAAAGAAAAUUAUUUGUACUUGUACAUAGGACCCUUUGGGUUUUAGGGGACAAUAUUUUAAUUUAUUUAUCAAUCUUAGACAGGAAAGGGAGGUUUGCUUCACGGCCUGAAGCAGACAGGUGGAGUUUAAAUGCCACAGCUCCUCACUUAACUCUAAUGCUUUCUCUUUGGGUGUCAGAAGCUGCGUAAAUUGAAAAUGUUAAAAAAAAAAAAAAAAAAAAAAAAGAGAGCGAGAGAGAGAAAGGAAAGCAAUGAUUUUUUUUUUUAUUUUGCUCAUGAUACUAAGUGCAGUGACUUUAUAAUAUUUUCAGCAAACAGCUACAAAAACAGCAUUAAUAAGGCAUCAUCACAGCUGCUCUGUGCUACUCUCUUCCUCAUUGGUCCAGUGCGAGCGACAUCAUCCAGCAACCCUGGACGUGUCCUCUGUUGUAGCGUAGACGUUCCACUUUGCUGUACAACCAAACUGACCAACUCACAGAUUCCCAUCACAAUAAUGUACAUAGGUUCAAAGUAGAGAGUAAUAUAUGAUAAGGAAAAUACUAUAGAGAACUACACGGGAAAGAAAAAAAUCCUCUUUGACUUAUAUUUUCCUUUGUUUGUUUUGAGUGAUUUGGGGUUGUAUUCACACAAAAGCCAUUUUUAAACCACUUUCCAGUUUUCUUUUUUUUUUUUUUUUUUAAUUGAUUGAUUUUAGAUUUGUUUUUUAUCGUAUGUAUGACACGCAUUGUGUGUUUCUUUUUUUUUUUUUUUUUUUUCCCUCUCUCCCCAACACUCUGUUGGCAUUUGAGUGAAUCAACUUGUGUAUGGAUUGACACUACUGCCCGUACUGUAGAGUGAACACAUGCAUUUAUCACAGAACCUCCUACCUACCGCACAUGUAUCCGCACACUGAGAUGGUGUUUUUAUGCAGCAAAUGCCUUGUCCUGCUCCUCCUCUGACUGUCAAGAGGCGAGAGCUGUGAUCGCUUAAUCAACAAGUUAACGUGUGUGUGUGUGUGUGUGUGUGUGUGUGUGUGUGUGUGUGUGUGUGCGUGCGUGUGUGUGUGCGUGCGUGCGUGUGUGUUUCCAAAUCCGCUUUGGUAACUGUAGGUCAGUCCUUCUAAUCAGCUCGAUUUAACCAAAAAUGGACAAAAAGAGGGAGACUUUGUGACUUUAUAUUGUCCUUCUCACAGCCUUUUGCUUAUUCUGAAGAAUGUUUUGAUUAUUUGUUCAUUUAAAAAUAAAAAGCUCUCGAUUCAAUAACACUAAAACAAGAAUGUAAAACACUACAACGAACCGCUUCGGUGUCAAAUAACUGACCCGCAGAUGAAAUAACAUCAGUGCUCGACUUCCCCUUCCAGGCGGUUUUUCUUUGGCGGGAUGGAAAAGGCCUCUGAUAAGAGUGUUUUACGGUGCGCGGCAUUCACAGCCAAAAAGCCUGUUACCUCUGUUCAUCUCUGAUUCUGCUCCUUCAGUUUUUACACACACACACAAAGAUCAUCAAGCUGCGUUUUUAACUGGAGGAAAUAGCUCAUUCGAGGCAGAACAUGGUCUAUUUUGUUCUGGAACAAUGUGCACGGAGCUGUAAACUGUCCUUAAAACACUAACUUUAACGUGGUUAUAAUGUGGUAUUUAUCUGUUAAGAAGCAGCAUAACUGUACUCUAAUACAGACAGAGGAUCACACACGCAAUCUUCGGGUCAGAAUCCUCCAGUUUGUUGUCUUGUUUGUUAGAAAGGGAAACAAAAACUCUAAUACUUCGGUGGUCAUUCCUGCCGAUUCCCCUGUUGACACACAAGUGGCUCCAAACAGCCCAUUCCAGAUGUUUUUCUUUUUUUUUAAGUAUUCCAUUUUAUAUAAAGAGAGGGAGAGAGAGAGAGAGAGAGGUUUGGAGCGCCACGGUGCGACUAAGCUGGUUUAAUUCCAAACGAGCACCUCUUAAGAAACCGUUUAAGCUAUCGAGUCUCCUUAGUUCCUGCUGGGGUUUAUCUGUAGAAUGUAUUAGCUGGGGGUGAGGACACUGUCUUAGCCGGGUGUUUUAUUGUACAGAAAAAAAGUGAUCCCAGAUAUCCCAGUUUUAAAAAGGAGAGAGGAAGAGAAACUCAGGAAAAUGUCAGAACCAAUGAAUUCUUUUUCAUUUUGAUGAAAACGAGCGUGUUUUAAAAAGAGUUUUGUUUGACGGAUGGUGGAUGAGCAGGAGUGAGUGAAGCAGAGAUGAGUCUGGCUGUAGUUGUAGAUGUGACCCGGGGGGGAGGGGAGGGGGGGAAGGGAACGGGGGAGAAAAAAAAACAAAACAGGGUGGUGAGGACUCAGACAGGUGUUGAUGAAAUGGUUUCAGGGGUGAAGGGUGACAGGUGCUUUGAUGGCUGAGGUGCCACAGUGGAAACAUUACAGAGGAAAGAAAAUCUCGAAAAAUUCAAACGCCUUUGCAUUUCAGUGAGGUCUUAUCUACAGUACCUUCUAUAUUAUUUUGCUCUUUCAUAUCAUAUUACACUUUGUUUUUGUUUUUUUUCUAGGAUUGCUUUGUAAUAAUUUGUACAGUUUUGCAUGUUAUAGAUGUAAUCAUUUUUGUUUUCGGUUUGUUGUUUUACUUGGACUUGCUCCUUUUUGAACGGUUUGGGCGUUUUACUGAGGAUAACCCACUACAGGUGAUGUAGAUUCUUUUUUGCACAAAAAAUAUUUAAGGUGUAAGGUCAAAACAAAAAAUAAUGUAUGGAACUGGCUGCCACACUUAUGUGGAGAACUCAUUAUAUUAACCUGACUCCGAUGUAUUUCAAUAAAGCGGAGGGCUGUUACAAAUAC
This is a messenger RNA of Thunnus maccoyii (southern bluefin tuna), 9979 nucleotides long. It is a transcript of the gene cdc42bpab, whose product is annotated as CDC42 binding protein kinase alpha (DMPK-like) b. Gene Ontology annotation, cellular component: actomyosin; cytoplasm; cytoskeleton. Gene Ontology annotation, molecular function: protein serine/threonine kinase activity; ATP binding. Gene Ontology annotation, biological process: peptidyl-threonine phosphorylation; actomyosin structure organization. Lineage: Eukaryota; Metazoa; Chordata; Actinopteri; Scombriformes; Scombridae. The transcript is spliced from 43 exons. The record is from RefSeq and is a predicted model, not a curated record. Bases 1170 to 6563 code for a protein of 1797 amino acids.